Messenger RNA from Closterium sp. Yama58-4, 3157 nucleotides. NCBI's taxonomy places the organism in Eukaryota, Viridiplantae, Streptophyta, Zygnematophyceae, Desmidiales, Closteriaceae. The record is from the annotation of a GenBank genome assembly.
UCGCGUGCACGCCAUGGCUUCCGCCAGCAAGACCAAGAUAUACGGUCUGAAGCUCUCGACCUGCACGAAACGGGUUCUUACAGCUCUAGAAGAGAAGAAUGUUACGGACUACGAAUUCGUGACAAUUGAUUUGUCCAAGGGCGAGCAGAAAUCGGCCGAGUUCAAGAAGAAACAGCCUUUCGGCGUCAUUCCUGUGCUGGAGGACGAGGAUGUUGAGCUCUUCGAAUCCCGAGCUAUUGCACGAUAUGUGGCUGACAAGUACGCUGAACAAGGCACAAACCUCCUCGGUUCCACCCUUAAGGAGCGUGCGCUGGUGAAUUUGUGGCUGGAGGUGGAGUCUCAAAACUACAACCCCCCUAUUUCUGGGCUGAUAGCUGAGAAGAUUUUCAAGCCUAGGAAGGGACUGGCCACAGACGAGACCAAGGCAGCGGAAUACAAGGCAAAGCUCUCCCAAGUCCUUGACGUGUAUGAGGCACGCUUGGCUUCAAAUGACUACCUGGCUGGCUCCUUCUAUUCCCUGGCGGACCUGGUCCACCUGCCGUACACUGCCAUGCUCUGGGUGUCUGGAGAUUCUGAUGUCAUAACCUCACGGCCUAACCCACCCGGAGCGCCUGCCUUUAUGGCUGCUUAUCUCCCGACCGCGAUUCCAGCCACCCAACUCUCGAUUCACACCGUUUCUCCCUUCAACGCUGCUUCGAGUAGAGACACCGUUCCAGUGUUGGCUGCUGCUGUGCUGCCAGCGACCAAUCGCACACGGCGGCGGAAUCGUUUUCUAGAACGUCACCCCGAAUUCGUCUCCUCAGAGUUCGCAAGCAUGAAGAACGCGUUCGUUAGAGGAACAGACGGCGCUCCCUUCGAUACUGUCACCCAUUCUGAUCAUGCAACGACAGCAGCGCUGGCACAUGAAGGUCAACGACGGGCGGUGGUUGCGGCCGCAGGCGGAUCGGCAAUGGAUUCAGCCGUUACAAGUGACAUUCCGACUGGGGAUUUGGCUGGCCAGACGAUUGUUGUGGUAGGCCUGGGAGCAUCAGGCAUGGCAGCAGCGCGCCUGGCCCUAGCGAGGGGUGCUGCUGCUGUGAUCGGCUUAGACAGGAGGACAGACGCCAAGGCGCUAGAGGACGAUCCAAGCGUCUGGAAUGGGCUUCCAGAACCCAUCUCCUCUCCCCCUCUCGUCUCUCGCCUCUCCACCCAUCUGGGCCCCCACCCGCUCCCCCUCCUCCUGUCCGCCUCCCUCGUCAUCCUGUCUCCUGGCGUUCCGCUUUCAGAGCCCACAAUAAGCCAGGCGCUUUUUCAGGGCGUGCCGAUGCUAUCUGAGCUGGCAUUCGCCUAUGACAGCCUGCCACCUGGACUGCCCAUUGCUGCCGUCACUGGGACCAACGGCAAAUCCACUGUCGCCACGUUUGCAGGCCAGAUUCUCGAGUCCAUUGGAAUUCACACAUUUGUGGGCGGAAAUCUGGGCACGCCCCUCUCUCUGGCAGCCCUCGAUUUUGUCACAUCGGCACAGCACGGUCUCACCGGCAGCUCCAAGCCCUUCCAGGCAGCAGUGGUGGAGGUGAGCAGCUACCAGAUGGAGUUGCCUGGAAGGUUCCGUCCCAAGGCUGCGGUCAUUCUGAACCUCACGCCGGACCACCUGGAGAGGCACGGUGACAUGGAGAGCUACGGGGCGGCAAAGUGUCGUCUGUUUGCGCGCAUGGGAGAGUCUGACGUGGCAAUCAUCCCAUCAGAUGACCCGCUGCUCACGCGGCUAGCAGGGGAGGCAGGGGGACACCCCAGCAUGGCGUGGCUGGGCCAGCUACCCGGAUGCACCGUGAACCAUGCUGAGAGAACCAGGUUAUGCGCUCUCACUUGUCCCUUCCUGUUCCACCCUUGCUUCGUUCCCACAGACGACCCGCUGCUCACGCGGCUAGCAGGGGAGGCAGGGGGACACCCCAGCAUGGCAUGGCUGGGGCAGCUACCUGGAUGCACUGUCAACCACGAAGAGAGAACCGCCUUGCUGCAACUACCACUCUCCACGACUAGUGCCAGUGCUGACAAGGAGAGAAGCAGGGGGGGCAGCGGGGGCAAGGACAGCAAGGAGAGCAGCAGGGGGGACAGUGGGGGAAAGGAGAGCAAGGACAGCAAGGAGAGCAAGGAGAGCAAGGAGAGCAAGGAGAGCAAGGAGAGCAAGGACAGCAAGGAGAGCAAGGACAGCAAGGAGAGCAAGGACAGCAAGGACAGCAAGGAGAGCAAGGACAGCAAGGAGAGCAAGGACAGCAAGGAGAGCAAGGACAGCAAGGAGAGCAAGGACAGCAAGGACAGCAAGGACAGCAAGGAGAGCAAGGACAGCAAGGAGAGCAAGGACAGCAAGGAGAGCAAGGACAGCAAGGAGAGCAAGGACAGCAAGGAGAGCAAGGACAGCAAGGAGAGCAAGGACAGCAAGGAGAGCAAGGACAGCAAGGAGAGCAAGGACAGCAAGGAGAGCAGUAACGGCCACGGCAGCAGCACGGGAGACCAAGCCCCUCUUCUGACACUGGAUCUGUCCGCGUUACAAGCUGUGGGCAGGCACAACGCAGAGAAUGCAGCUGUGGCGGCGCUGCUGUGCCUGGCGCUGGGGAUGGAGAGCAGUGGAGUGCGGUUGGAAGGGGUGCAGAGUGCUGUGAAGGUGCUGCAGCCGCCCCCACACCGCAUGGAGCUGGUGGUAGUGGACGGUCAGGAUCGCGCGUGGAUCAACGACAGCAAGGCCACCAACGUGGAGGCAUCAACGGCUGGGAUCGAAGGUCUGGGAGAUGAAUCUACGGCUGUAAUUCUGCUUGGAGGAAUAGCUAAGGUCUUGAAGUCCCUUGCAGCAACAGACGAAGGAGGAGCAUCUGACGCCUCCUCCCCUCUGGGCUUCUCCAAGCUCGUCCCAGUGCUGAAUCGCCAUCGAGCCGUGAUUACAUUCGGCCAAUCAGGCCCGUCCAUGGCCAGUGAGCUCACAGCCGCAGGUCUAUCAGUCGCUCUCAUUCACUGCACAACAAUGCAGCAAGCCAUGCAUGCUGCUGCCGAGACGGCCCUACCUGGCGACACGAUUCUUCUCAGCCCAGCAUGCGCCAGCUUCGAUGAGUUUGACAACUUUGAGCAUCGGGGACGCGUUUUUUCUGAGAUUGCACAAAAGAUCUCGUCUCAAGUCAAGCCGUAG